AUGGAGGUCGCUUGUACCUCCAUGAUCCAUGCGGCUGCCCCCCAUUUUCGGUGGUCGUUUGCGGUCCAGUACACCGCGCAUCAGCUCAACCUCUGGCCCCGUGUCUCCUUGCCGGAGACCUCACCCACAAUGCUGUGGACGGGGAAGGUUGGCGAUGCGUCGCAUUUCCGGGUCUUGGGUGCUCGUGCCUUUGUCCGCGAUACCACCGCGGACAAGCUCUCCCCUCGCGCCAUUCCCUGCGUCUUCCUUGGCUUUGUCCCUGACGCGCUUGGCUGGCAGUUUUACGACCCCGCCUCGCGCCAUGUCUUUCCGUCUCAGGACGUCACCUUUGACGAGUCAGUUCCCUUCUACCGUCCUCCCCAGGUAGACCCCCUCCCCGCGCCAGGUCCUGCUCCCUCAGGUGUUUCUCAGGUAGACCCUCCCGUCCCUGCGCCUACUAAGGUCACUAGUGACUCCGGUCCUGCUGGGAGUGGGGCUGUCCCUGGGGGUGCGGAGCUUGGGGGUGCGCAGCGUGGGGGUGCUGAGUCUGGGGGCGCUGAGCAUGAGGGUGCGGAGCCUGGAGGUGCUGAGCCUGCGCGUGGGGAACCUGGAGGUCCUAAGCUUGGGGGUGCUGCUUCUGGGGGAGCUGCGCCUGGGGGUGCUGCGUCUGGUGGUGCUGAGCCUGCGUGUGCGGAGCCUGGGGGUGCUGAGUUUGGGGGUGAGUCGCCUGAGGGUUCUGAGACUGCUGUUACGCGGUCUCUUUGGAGUAGCCGUCUUCGUCCGCGUGUGCCUCUCACCUCCCUGCAGCUGCACAACUGGUACGGUCGCCGUCAGCGUCGCGCUUCUGCACCUCAGGGCUCUACUGCUGGGGGUUCUUCUGCUGGCGUCACUGGAGCUGGGAGUGGUGUUGGUCCUUUGCCUACUGGAGGUGCUGGUGUCGCUGGUCCCGGAGGUGCUCGUACUGGGGGUACUGGAGCUGCUGGGGCUGGCGGUGUUGUGUCUGAGGGUGCUGCUGCUAGUGGCACUGUGGCUGGAGACCCUGAGACUGGAGGUGCCGGUUCUGGGGGUGCUGCAGCAGGUGGAGCUGGUGCUGAGGGUAGUGGAGCUACUGGAGGUGCUGGAGCUGUUGAGGGUACUGGAGCUGCUGGAGGUGCUGAAGCUGCUGAGGGUACUGGAGCUGCUGGAGGUGCUGGAGCUGCUAAGGGUACUGGAGCUGCUGGAGGUGCUGGAGCUGCUGAGGGUACUAGAGCUGCUGGAGGUGCUGGGGCUGCUGAGGGUACUGGAGGUGCUGGAGGUGCUGGGGCUGCUGGUGCUGGUGGCACUGCACAACCACGCCUGUUCUUCGCCCCGCCGUCUCCGUCGUCUCAGCCACCGCCUGACUCUGCACUUCGCCAGGUUCUCAGUCUCCCCUUGUCUACUGGUCUUCCGUUACAGCCUGGGUCACCGCUGCCUGCUCCUUCUCCGUACACAGAGCAGACUGGGGGCCUUGCUCAGCGUUGCGAUCGCGGUAUGCACUCACUGCAGCUGGAAGGAGCGAGGGCGUAUGGGGGAGUUGCUACACACGAUGGUGUCGAUGGCGAUGCGGGUAGUGGCGAUAAGGACAAACACUUCCCAAUUGGGGUGGCGGAGGCGACGACGGGAGGCGAGGGGAUCGAGGAGCAAAUGGGGUAG
Molecule: messenger RNA, 1650 nt
Organism: Closterium sp. NIES-65
Lineage: Eukaryota; Viridiplantae; Streptophyta; Zygnematophyceae; Desmidiales; Closteriaceae
Source: the annotation of a GenBank genome assembly